This is a messenger RNA of Eimeria necatrix, 822 nucleotides long. RefSeq lists its product as hypothetical. The transcript has a single exon. The coding region runs from base 1 to 822 and encodes 273 amino acids. The record is from RefSeq and is a predicted model, not a curated record. Lineage: Eukaryota; Apicomplexa; Conoidasida; Eucoccidiorida; Eimeriidae.
AUGAGGACUCCGUGGGCAGCGGUGGCUGGGGCAGCCGCACGCAGCAGAGCCACUGGAAGCCUGUUCGGGGGAAGCGCUGGAGUUUUAGCAGUUGCUGCAGCAGCAGCAGCAACAGCAGACACAGCAGCAGCUACUGCAGCAGCUGUUGCUGAGGAGCAGAAAAGGCCGCUUCUGCGCAGCAGCUUGAGCUCCCCACUUUUCCUUCGUACAGGCAUUGAAGCUGCCUCACAAAAGGGGAGAUGGCGGCGCCUUGCUAUUUUGUGUCCGCUGCAGCAGCAGCAGCUAGAACAGCAGCGACAGCUGGUCAGAACCAGCACCUGCUUCUCCCAUCUUGCAUGCAGCUACAGCUGCAGCAGCAGCAGCAUCUUGGGCUGGCCCGCACUAUGCCGGCUAGCUGCUAGUAAGCCAAUAGCGAAUAAUGCCAAUUGGGCUCCUGAGGGUCUGUGGGAAGCUGCUGCUGGCGGUUCAGCCCGAAAACAGCGCCUCCUGCUGCUACAACCCCGGCAACAGCAGCCUGGGGUGCUGCAGGCCCUACAACAGCGCUGCUUUCUGCUGCUGCAACAGCCGCGAGGGACGCAGCAGCAGCUGCAGCAGCAGCGCUUCAUAAGCACGAAGCGGCGGCGCUAUUUCAAGAUGCGGAAGUUUCACAAGAAGAAGUACAAGAAGCGGCUGUUGCGGUCUAAAAAAGUCCCUUUUGUAGAGAUAAAUAAACCGAAGAGGACUUGGAAAACGCUGCAUGAAAUGAAACUGAUUAGAAAAGAGUUCAGGAGAGGCGUGCCCAAGAAAGGCGCCAGGAUGCUCAAGCUUAGGCGACAGCGCUGA